Sebastes umbrosus (honeycomb rockfish) is the source of this 2294-nucleotide messenger RNA. RefSeq lists its product as uncharacterized. Lineage: Eukaryota; Metazoa; Chordata; Actinopteri; Perciformes; Sebastidae. Bases 1472 to 2068 code for a protein of 198 amino acids. The record is from RefSeq and is a predicted model, not a curated record. The transcript is spliced from 5 exons. Gene Ontology annotation, molecular function: calcium ion binding.
ACAACAAUGAUAAAUAAAAAUGAAAAUGUAAACAAAGAACAGUUCUUCAUUUCCAUUUCUAAAACUCCACAGGGAGCCGCUGGAGAGGAGCUGAAGAGACGCAGGUUGCAGACACCUGAUCUAACCUAACGAGCAGAGCUACGCAGCCAGAGAUGCAGGCUGUUCUUUUUUAAACUCCAUGUUGUAUAAUUAUUUGUUCCUCUUGUUCAAUCAUUGCUCAGUUGUGGCUCCCCAGAAAGCUAAAACUUUGCUUCCACUUCAGCUCAUUCUGGAGGUGACUGAGUGAUAAAUCUUGCUGAGGGGUCACAUAUUUUGCUUCUGUCUCCGUUUGUAAUAAAACAGCUUUUGUAAGAUAGGGAACGUUAUGUUUUGUUUUUACGCCCUGCUUUGUGACAUGCUGUUUUUGUUUUUGUAUCAUUUAUUGUUAGUUUUAGAAGUUUGUUGCAUCAUUAGACUUGGAAAGUUAAGACAGACUGGUGACACACAGGAGGAAGGACAUUAACUCUAUAUAUUGGGCUGUGGGCGGCGUGUUACUGCCUCCGUUCUACCACUUCCUGCCACUUUAUAUGUUCAUUAUUGUUUGUUUGUUUGUGUUUUGGGCCCCAGAGGAAGAACUUACUGUAUUUGUGUAUUGCUGCUACUAUCGACAUGACACGUCUGGGCUGUUCUUGUUGCAAUGAUAAAUAUUAGUUUACUAAACCCUCAACGAGAGCUUUGGGCAUAUUUUCAGAUAUCUAUAUUUGGAUUGAAUAGUGUUACGUGCAGUUGUAAGUUGUUUUUUUUUUUCACGGAGAGUAUAAAACAGCAGGAGAACGGAGGAGAAGUUGCCCAGUGCCGAUCUGCACGAUCUCCGAGUAUGUGUGUUCCGUGGUUGACGGGUGUGCUUUAAACUUUGCAAUGUUCAAGGUUGUAUUGUUCGCUGUCUCUGUGGAGCAGUAGCUUUAAGUUGAGUGUUUUAUUAUUGGUUACUUCCAUAUCUUUUUAGUUGUGUACUUACCUCCCGCUUUCGGUUAGAGAGCAGUUUUCAUUUGGUGUUUGUACUUUUUUUUUAUCAUAUUUUUUGAUAAUAAAUUGAAUGAUUAUUUUUCACACAAUCUUGUUGCCAGGCCUCUCAUUUCCGGGUUUACAAAUUUAUUUUUGUUACUCCCUCCAUCCCCUGGACCUUAAACGGAGGGGAUCGUAACAAAUGGGGAGCUCGUCCGGGAAAGACAACAGACUUUGUGAAUAACCACAUGGAAUUCAAAACAUUUCUUCAAGCUCUCGCCACUUUUCAUUCCACAGUGACGCAGAUUGAGAUGCACUUACAACCUUCCUUUUUGUCCCCCUGUCAUCUGAGGAGAUUAGCUUUGAGUAAUUUGUGAAAUGUGAUAAGGUAGUGGCUGGUGCAAUUAAGAAAGCAUGGCAUAAGCUGGGAUUUGCUGUGUUAUAUAUAAAGUCGGUGGUGAAUGCAGAGCUGCUGCUCCUUCACAGAAUGGGCCAGGCUGCGACCCUGCCUCGUAGGAGAGGCGGCUCUUAUGUGACUGAGCUGUACGAAUGGUUCAGAAAGUUCAUUAAUGAAUGUCCAAGUGGGCUGAUCACUCUUCAUGAGUUUCAAAGGCAUUUCUGCGAUGGAACGGUGGGCAGCGAGUCAGCCGAGUACGCACAACAGAUAUUCCGCACAUUGGACAACAACGGGGACGGGGUGGUGGAUUUCAGGGAGUACGUCAUGGCCAUCAGCAUGCUCAUUGAAGGGUCAGCUGUGGAGAAGCUGCGGUGGUCCUUUAAGCUCUACGACAAAGAUAGAGACGGAUCCAUUACGAGGGAGGAGAUGCUGGAGAUCAUGCAGGCUGUGUAUAAGAUGAAUGUAGCAGCUGCUCUAACAGAACCCAACCCACUCACAGCUGAAGAAUGUACCAACGGGAUAUUUGUGCGACUAGAUAAAGACAAUAACGCCAUCAUCAGUCUGGAGGAGUUCAUCGAGGGAGCGCUGGAUGAUGAUUGGAUCAGGAAGAUGCUGGAAUGUGACCCGACCACUGUGGAGGUGGAGAGGCCCCCGAGGAGGGACGCCGCUUUGGGGGCACACGGUUGACCUGCAGCGGGGUAUUCCAUUCACCGGGAGCGGUCGACGUUUGGACGGAAAUUUUCCAGGAAUCGUUCCGUUCCCCUUUAAUUGUUUUAUUAAGUUGUCACAAUAUGAAAAGCAUUCAUUCUUGCCUUGUUGUAUUUUGGAUCAAUGCUUUGUUUUGUUCUUUAGUUGGUGUUUUAUUUGCUGCAUCUCAUUUCUGUUUUCCUCCUUAUAAAAUAAAUCAUGGCAA